AAAGCUUUGUUAGAGAGUGGUAGAAUAAGAAGACCCUAUAAAUACGUUUCUAUCGCGACCGCCGCCGACGACGAUUCCUUUCGUUCCCGCCUCCACUAUGCUCCGUCUUGGCGCCCUAGCGUCCUCGCUCCUCUUCAUCCUCUCUCCUGUUUUAGCUGGGGUCAUCACCUCUCCGACUGGCGUCAACGGCCAAACCUACGACUACAUCGUCGUCGGCGGUGGUCUGGCUGGCUUAACCGUUGCAGGGCGGCUGGCAGAAAAUCCCAAAAUCACAGUGUUGGUCAUCGAAACGGGCGCGGACAAUCGACAAGAUCCACGAGUUUAUGACCUUUACAACUAUGGACAAGCCUUUGGUAGCGAGAUUAUGACUUCUUGGCCUGCGGAUCAAGGAAAACUUAUUCUUGGUGGCAAAACAUUGGGCGGCGGCUCAUCAAUCAAUGGAGGGGCUUAUACUCGUGGGCUGGCUGCUCAAUAUGACGCAUGGUCGACGUUACUCGAACCAUCGGAAGCAAGUGUAGGAUGGAAUUGGCAAGGAAUUUGGAACUAUAUGAAAAAGUCCGAAACCUUCUCUGCACCCAACAGCCAACAGGCCGCCAAAGGAGCUCAAUCCCUCCCAGACUAUCACGGGUAUACGGGCCCCGUACAAAUUACCUACCCCGAUGCUAUGUACGGCGGCCCACAACAAUCCGCGUUUGUGAACACGAUCGUCGGUCUGACUGGGAUCAAUCACUACAAGGAUUUGAAUGGUGGUACACCCAACUGCGUUUCCAUAACUCCUUUUAUGAUGAACUGGCAUGAUGGCGAUCACCGAUCCUCUUCGGCGACAGCAUAUCUUUCUCCAGUCGAAACUCAGCGCACAAACUGGAUCACCCUCACAAAUCACUUUGUAACCAAAAUCAACUGGUCCAACUCCGUCCUUCCAUUGAGGGCAGUCGGAGUCCAGUUUGCGCCUGCGGCGGGCAGUUCAACGCGCUACACGGCACUCGCGAGAAAAGAAGUUAUUUUGGCAGCGGGUGCCAUUCAAACGCCUGCCUUGCUUCAGCUUUCUGGUAUUGGUGACUCUGCCGUCCUAGCGCCUCUGGGCAUCACCACUCUAAUCGACUUGAAGACCGUCGGCAAGAACCUCCAGGAACAGGCAAUGACUACCCAUGGAGCUCGUAGCAAUGGCUUUGACGUUGGCGGAAGAGGGCCCUCAGAUGCGAUCGCGUACCCUAAUCUGUAUCAAGUCAUGGGCUCGCAGGCUAGCGCAACUGUUACGCACAUCCAACAGUCUAUCCCAUCGUGGGCAGCUUCUCAGGCCGGCUCGGGUUUGUCGGCAGCGGCUCUCCAGCAGAUCUUUCAGGUUCAAGCUAACUUGAUCAUCAACAACAAUGCUCCCGUCAUGGAACUCUUUUACGAUACAGGAUACCCUGACACAUUGGGCAUCCUUGCGUGGAACUUGCUCCCUUUCAGUAGGGGCACCGUCCAAAUCACUAGCACAAAUCCUUUCACCAAGCCCCAGGUCAAAGUCAACUACUACUCCGUCGACGUUGACCUCAACAUCCAAGUCGCUGGUGCUCGCCUGGCACGCAAGAUACUCACCACACCUCCUCUAAGUUCCCUCUCCACUGGGGAGAGCAGACCUGCAGGAGCCGUUCCCGACGGUCCUGACCGCGGCUCUGACCAAGCAUGGAAAUCCUGGAUCCAGCAAGGAAACUUUGACUCUGUAGCUCAUCCCGUCGGUACCGCCGCUAUGAUGAGGCGUAGUCUUGGAGGUGUGGUCGAUGCACAGCUGAGAGUGUAUGAUACUGCCAACGUCCGCGUUGUGGAUGCCUCGGUUCUUCCUAUGCAAGUCAGCGCACAUUUAUCAGCUACGCUGUAUGGUGUUGCAGAGAAAGCAGCUGAUCUUAUCAAAGCGGCGAACCCUUGAUUUUGGACGAUCUUGUUACGAAUUAAUGCUUUUACUGACAUACCUACUCACCUUCACAUCCUUUCUUACUGUGCGUAUCUAAAUAAUGGUUUGUUUUUGGACUUUCUAUGGACUUCUCUACCUUGCACCUCUACUUACAUACUCGCUCUGGUAAAAGACAGAACUUGCGAUGUGGAAAAACUC
Molecule: messenger RNA, 2092 nt
Organism: Laccaria bicolor S238N-H82
Lineage: Eukaryota; Fungi; Basidiomycota; Agaricomycetes; Agaricales; Hydnangiaceae
Exons: 13
Coding region: 98-1909 (603 amino acids)
Molecular function (GO): oxidoreductase activity, acting on CH-OH group of donors; flavin adenine dinucleotide binding
Source: RefSeq, a predicted model, not a curated record